This is a messenger RNA of Lacerta agilis (Sand lizard), 2390 nucleotides long. RefSeq names its product chromosome 17 C11orf95 homolog (gene ZFTA). The transcript is spliced from 5 exons. Gene Ontology annotation, biological process: negative regulation of DNA-templated transcription. The coding region runs from base 99 to 1985 and encodes 628 amino acids. NCBI's taxonomy places the organism in Eukaryota, Metazoa, Chordata, Lepidosauria, Squamata, Lacertidae. The record is from RefSeq and is a predicted model, not a curated record.
CAGCUUAGCGAAGAGCAGCGAAGCCGGGAAGGUUAUUUGUGUGCAUCGAGGUGGGGGGGUGGAGAUGAAUCCCUAGGCAGGCAGGGAGGGAGGCAAGCAUGGAGCAGCCCCCCAGCCUUUGCAUCAAGCUCGAGCCCCAGGAUCCAGAAGAGUCGCUGUUCCCAGAAGAGGCGGCCGAUUCGCAAAGCAGCGGCGAGCUGCGCUCCGGACACUCCCUGCGGCCCUCUGGGAACGGCCUCGUGCGAGGGACAGCCGUCAAGGACCCCUCUUCCCUCCUCUCCGGAGGGCGCAAGUACUCGGAUCACUGCGAGGAGCGGGCGUCGAGGCCCGGCAAGAGCCGCAUCCCCGGGCGCGACCACCGGCGCUACUACCAUGAGCACUGGAGGGCAGAGUACCUGAUGGACUUCAACGCUGCCCGGCAUGGCAUGAUUUGCAUGGUCUGCGGCAGCUCUCUGGCCACCCUCAAGCUCAGCACCAUCAAAAGGCACAUUCGCCAGAAGCACCCGUACUCCCUGGCCUGGAGCGCCCACGAGAAGGAGGUCAUCAUGAACAGCUGGGACGCCCACCUGGGCCUCGAGGCAGAGAGUGACGGAGCCAGAGAGCACCCCAAUGCGCCCGAGGUUCAGGAGGGGGGCCACGGUGGAGAAUUUCCGCUGAGUAGCAGCCGCAGGAGGCGCCGUGGCCCAGGACCCCUCUCCUCCCGUGGGGGGCGGCGGCCGUCCGGCCUGUCCUUGAAAGCCUCCCCGGGAGGGGAAGAGCAGAACUUGGAGCGCUACCUGAAAGAGUCCCUGCAGAGCUGGUUCCAGUCUGAGUUCCUGAUGGACUACGACCCUCAGGGCAACCGCCUCUUCUGCAUGAUGUGCGGCUCUUCGCUGCCCAGCCUCAACUUGGAUGACAUCAAGAGGCACGUCAUGGACGCCCACCCCAGCUCGCUUGGCUUCAGCCCCGCCGAGAAGGCCAGCAUCCUGGAGACUUGGAACGCCCGGGCCGUGGUCCCGCCUGCCGAGGGCACAGGGGAGGCACCAGUGGAGGCAGAGUCCGAGCCCUCCCCGCAGGACCUGACGAAGAAGGAGGUGGACCCUCCCACGUCUCCAGACCAGCCUACUGGCGAGGACGGCUCCGAGGAGGCCGGCGCUUGGGACUCGGAAGAGAGCGGCCUUCCCGCCCCGGCCCGGGGGAGGGACCACCGCCGCUACUUCCAGGAGCACUGGCGGGUGGAGUACUUGAUGGACUACAACGGGUUGCGCCACGGCCUGGUGUGCAUGGUGUGCGGGAGCUCCUUGGCCACGCUCAAGAUGAGCACCAUCAAGAGGCACAUUCAGCAGAAGCACCCGGACUCCACCCAGCUGAGCCACCACGUCAAGGCCCUCAUCGUGGAGGAGUGGAACCAGAAGGUGGCCCGCCUGGUGGACGCGGAAGACUCCUUGCCCGAAACGGACGGCGAGGCAGACAGGGUGGAAUCUCAGCAGGCUUGCAACCCCCCUUUGUCCCCUGAGGAAUCUCAAGAGGGCGGGACAAUGCCUGCAGGAGAGGAAGAAGAAGAAGAGGAAGAGGCCCCCGCAGCAGGAAGACUAGCUCCCUCUCAGCAAUCCUCGGAGGCUGCGUCUUCGCUGGCAGGUGCCCCGUCCCGGCGGGGUCAGCGCCGGAACUACCAGCCGCGCUGGCGGGUAGAGUACCUAAUGGAUUACGACGAGCAGCGGCACGGGCUGGUGUGUAUGGUGUGCGGGGGCACGUUGGCGACCCUUAAAGUCAGCACCAUCAAGCGGCACAUCCUUCAGGUCCACCGGUUCUCCCUGGAGUUCACGGCGCUGGAGAAACAGACCAUCCUCGAUGCCUACGCCGAAAACGGGCCGGCUCAGAAUCCCAGGCACCUGGGCACAAAGACCUCCCCCAGCCCGGACUCUGAGCCUGCCGACAUCAAGCCAAGUGUCCAAGGUGCAGGGAAAAUGGGGUUUGGUUACAAUUUGCCAGUAUGUACGGUGUAGCCCGUGGACGUGGACUGCCCUUGUGGUGGCAGGGUGGACUCCGUUGACCGACGAACUCAACUUGUUUGUUUUCCUCCUAAGGAUGACGGAAUUCCCUUUUGGAAUUCUCAGGUUUCGGAAUUCUGCGACUGGAAUCGGACAGUGCAGAAUUCUGCGACUGGAAGCAAAUAAUGCAGACGCCGGGGAAGUCUUGUUUUGCUUUGUCUUCGUUUCUCUCUGCACAGCAUCCGUUUUGAUUUGCAUGUUCUGUUCUAGUGACAAAGCGUUUUUUAAAGGUGUUUUCACACACACCCCAUCCCCAAAGCCCCUUUUCUCUGCACCUGGAUUUUUGUGUGCUCCCAACUAUUUUGGUAAGGUUUCGGAAAGGUAGGUAGGGUGGCGGGGGGAAGCUUCGGUAUUUUCUGA